AUGGGCCACGGACGCACGCUCGAGUAUCCCAAGACGCCCAUCAACAGGGUGAAUCGCUAUAAUCAGCGAGCAACCUACGAUCUCGAGCAGAUCCACACCAUCAUCAACACGAGCACAGUUCUUCAUGUCUCGUUCAAUACGGCGGAUGCGGCAAAUCCCUUUCCCGUGACCUUGCCUAUGGUCGGCGUGGCGGCCUCGUUCGACCACCCGUCCUCCUCCCUGGGCGAGCCCCUCGACGUCUACCUCCACGGCUACGUCAGUUCGCGACUGAUGAAUCUGUCGCGCCGCGCCGAGACGGUGGCCGAGGUCGGCGGGACAGCUACAUCGGCACCCGAAGCAGGCCUCCCCGUGACCAUCUCGGCCACCAAAGUCGACGGCCUAGUCCUCACGUUGACUCCCAACACGCACGAUGUGAAUUACCGAUCCGCCACCCUGUACGGGUACGCGACGCUGGUGUCUUCGACGGACGAAAAGCUCUGGGCCAUGGAGAUGAUCACCAACAGCGUGGUUUCCGGGCGGUGGGCCCAUACGCGCGUCCCGCCCGACACGGCCGAGAUGACCAGCACGAGUAUCUUGAAGGUGAAAGUCGUCGGGGGCAGUGGGAAAAUCCGCGUCGGCGGGCCGCGGGACGAGCGGAAGGACCUCGACCGCGCGGACGUGCGGGCUCAAGUCUGGACGGGCACAAUCCCGGUGUGGGAAUCGUUCGGGGACCCUGUGGCGUUCGAGGGCGUCGGCGUGGGGCACGGGAAGGGCAACUUGGUGCCAGUCGUGCCGGAGCAUGUCGUGAGUUUCGUGCAGGAGCGGAGGGGGGAGAAUGAGCGGUACGCGUUGGCCGCGGUGGAGGAUCGGAGCCAAGAUUAA
Messenger RNA from Cladophialophora carrionii CBS 160.54, 861 nucleotides. RefSeq lists its product as uncharacterized. Bases 1 to 861 code for a protein of 286 amino acids. The record is from RefSeq and is a predicted model, not a curated record. NCBI's taxonomy places the organism in Eukaryota, Fungi, Ascomycota, Eurotiomycetes, Chaetothyriales, Herpotrichiellaceae. The transcript is spliced from 3 exons.